AAAAAUAACUUUGUAAAAUUGGUAAAAAUGCUCGCUUUAUUACUUCUAAAUAAUAUGACGGCGAAGCGUAGAGCUGCAAAACGGGUGCAGGCUGUGGAAAGGAGACCAGCUGUAAGGGAUCCAGAGGUGGCAUGCUGCAGGACUUGUCUUAACACCAACACUAAUGAUUUAAUGUCGAUUUUUCUUGACAAAGAAAGUGAGACGAAAAGAUCGCGCGAAUUAAAACUUGUGACUGGAUUGAAGAUAAGAAUGGAUGAUGGGCUCUCACAACAGAUUUGCACCCGAUGUGUAGAAACGAUGACUAUUGCGAUGCAGUUCCGAAGAACCAGUCGCAAGGCUGAGAAGGAACUACGGAGUUUAUUGUCAGUCUGCGAUCGCACCUGCACAGAAUCUAUAAGGAAAUCUGUAAAUCUUCAGCUCCGAAGGACUAUGAAAAGACCAAAGGUCGUCCCAAUGCCUCGAAGUAAAGUGACACCCAAUCCAAUGAAGAGUGCGAAAGUUGAGAAGGUGGAACUGAAUGAUUAUAGUUACGAAAUAUGUGGCGAGGAGUUCCAAAAUGAUGAUGAUGAUGAUGAUUAUUCAGCUGACGUUAAGCCGGAAACGAAUGAUGCUAACAAUGUGGCUGAGGAUUUGCAAGAACCACCAUCGCCGCCGAAGCAGAAACGCCUUCCAAACUGCUCGUCUUACAAGUGCGCGACGUGCAAUAAAGAAUUUCGUAUGAAGGCCACAUACAAAGCGCAUAUACGCUUUCACACCAACUUCUGUGUUUGUGAAGUAUGCGGAAAGAGAUGUCGCAACAAUAAUCAGUUACAGGAACAUAAGCGCGCAAGACAUGGUCUCUACAAAAUUCAUAAGUGCGCGUACUGUGAGUACAGCUCUGCCACUAAGGAGGCUCUUAUCAUUCACGAGCGCCGCCACACAGGCGAACGCCCCUACAUAUGUGAUCAUUGCGGCGCCACCUUCCACCGGAGAUCAAACCUGGUACAACACAUAGCAAUACAUCUCCCUGAAAACAACUUCCAGUGUGACAUGUGCCCGAAACGUCUGAAAUCGCGCAAGUUUCUACAAAUACACAAAUACAAUAUGCAUACUGGUAAACGGUACGGCUAUCUAUGCAGCAUAUGCGAGCAUCGCUUUGAGAAACCAAAUAAGGUACGAGCCCAUAUGCGAAGAGUUCAUGGCGCCGCUGAAGAACAAAUCGGACCUAUAGUUAGGGUACAAUUGUAGACUUUUAUGUGCCUAGGGUUAUUCGCAAUAUGGAAAUU
Messenger RNA from Spodoptera exigua (beet armyworm), 1265 nucleotides. Lineage: Eukaryota; Metazoa; Arthropoda; Insecta; Lepidoptera; Noctuidae. The record is from the annotation of a GenBank genome assembly.